Messenger RNA from Suillus discolor, 1997 nucleotides. Its product is annotated as heterokaryon incompatibility protein-domain-containing protein. The transcript has a single exon. Lineage: Eukaryota; Fungi; Basidiomycota; Agaricomycetes; Boletales; Suillaceae. The record is from RefSeq and is a predicted model, not a curated record. Bases 82 to 1767 code for a protein of 561 amino acids.
CCGCAGCCUAAAUUAUGUGGGUGUAUUCUCAAACCCGUGCUAACUUACCUCCAUUAGUGACUAUCAUAUAUCUGCCGCAGCAUGCACCUUUUGCACACUACAACCAAAAAACUAGAGGAAUUUGUAAAUCCUCCAGACUAUGCGAUCCUCUCGCAUCGGUGGCGCGAGGAAGAAGUCCUAUUCGCAGAUAUCCAUCAGGAGCAUGCGAAAGGCAUGAAAGGCUAUGCCAAAGUAGAGGGAUGCUGUGAACAGGCGCGGCGUGAUGGGUAUCAGUACGUCUGGAUUGAUACCUGCUGCAUCGACAAAAACAGCAGCGCAGCGCUUGCAGAAGCGAUCAACUCCAUGUUUGCGUGGUAUGAAGAUGCCCAGGUGUGCUACGUCUACCUAGACGAUGUUACCGACAACGGGGACCUGGACACUGAGUCCGCAUUUGCGAAAAGCGAGUGGUUCACCAGGGGAUGGACUUUGCAAGAGCUCAUCGCGCCCACGAGCUUAUUCUUCUUCGACAGCCGGUGGAGGGAGAUUGGGAGUAAGAGCAGCUUAGCUGGGCUUCUCUCGUCCAUCACGAGAGUGCAUGCCAACGUAUUGACUCGCGUAAACGCCGGUUCAGACAAGUUGGUCGCGACUAGAGAAUCCUUCAGCGUCGCAACCAAGAUGUCGUGGGCUGCUGGGAGGAAGACAACUAGACCAGAAGAUAGAGCCUACUCCCUCAUGGGAAUAUUCAAGGUCCACAUGCCUGUCAUCUACGGAGAGGGGGAGAAAAAAGCUUUCUUUAGACUGCAACUGGAGAUCAUUCGUACUUCGCAUGACCAGAGCAUUUUUGCAUGGUGUAGUCCUGGCGUAGGUGGUUACAAAACAGGGACUUGGCCCUUCGCCCCAUACCCUGAUUACUUUGCCAAGUCAGGCAAUAUUGAAGACGUGCCCUCCAACCAAUGGAUACGUUACAGUCUAAAAUUCAUCAGCCUAGAUGCCCCCAGGCUUGACUUUGCCGCCACCAACGACGGCUUGUAUAUAAGCCUUCCCUUACGACCUCUCGUUGAUGAAACGGACGAGUUCAUUGCUCUCCUGAGCUGUCGACGUCGCGUAAAUGACGGAGAGUACCACAACAUCGGCAUUCGAUUACGGCGCUCUGUGGGCAAUGCCGAACGUUACGAAAGGAUAGAUUAUCACACCCUCGAAGACAUCGUCGACACUUGCAAGGAAUUCAAAGUCAAACGAAUACACAUUUCGUUCCCGUUACCAUCGGAUUCAAUUCAUGAUAUAUCAUUCUUUAACACCUCAACGUCGCUCUUCAUUCGACACGUUGGGGUAGAAGAGCACGGUUUCUCCGUGAUCAAUAUGGAGACGGCUCCCUCAUGUAACCUCCAGAUGCAAGAUAGUAGUUUUGUCCUGCUGACGAGAAGACCGACACCAUCACCACAACCCCCAAAAGAAGAUCUCAAAUGUCCACAUCAUCUACCCUGGACUGCGGAUUCUUCAUGGUUAGCGUCGUUCACCUACCACAACUCAACGACGAAAGAACAGUUCGUCGUUACUAUGGGGGUAUGUUGGGUACGAGAUGGGGGCCCGUGGCUCCGAAUCACCUCAGAGAAGCCUCCUGCUAACCAACUCAGUCGGCUCAAGAUCGACUGGACUUCUUACCUGCUCAAAGCAGGCAAGAAAGUGACAGCGUCCGUGAAGAACGGUGGCCAUGCUUCUGCCGGAAAGAAGCGCUCGAUAAUGUUUGACCGGUAUUCAGUCAACAUCACAGUCUAUGGUGAUCUAUGACUCGAAACCGGGGGGAGGUUUGGAAUGGUCGGUAAGAUACAGUCACUCGUGCGAAUCUCAGCACUGGUAACGAACGGGUGAUGGGUUGUGAAGCGGUGCAUCUAAGAUCACCCUUGAGGGUGGUUUUUAGUAUGCGGGUCCUUAGACCUCAUGUGCUCGCGUAGAAGAUUCUUAUGGAUUGCUACGUACUUAUAGUUAGGAGGCUAGUAGUUGUAUGUGAUCCGAUUAGC